Messenger RNA from Miscanthus lutarioriparius, 1668 nucleotides. The record is from the annotation of a GenBank genome assembly. Lineage: Eukaryota; Viridiplantae; Streptophyta; Magnoliopsida; Poales; Poaceae.
AUGACAAGACGUAAGAGGGGCCAACGAGCCUUGCCCUCCGGCUCGCCUAAGAGCCCGCGCGUGCUGGAGGCCGACUCCGCGGCGGCAGAUCGCCGUGCUCCGGCCGCCGGAGAAGGGCCUCGCAACCGCGCGCCUUCGAAUCAGGCGCAACCGCAACAACAACCACAGUCCCCGAGCCUCACCACGCCGAGGACCCCGCAACGCCAGGUUCGAUCCAUCGCUUCUGCGGCGGCGGCGACCCGCCGCCCCUCGCCGCCGCACCUCCGCCUCGGCGCUGUGCCCCAAUUAGCAGCGCGGGGUCCCGCCGCUUGGUCCCCCGCCUCCGCCUCCGCCUCCGCCGCUUGGUCCUGGUCCCUACAGCAUGGCUUCUGCACCACCUCCACGCCAUCUCGUGCCCGAGCGCACUCCCCAUCUCCCCCGCCCGGCAGCCGCUCCUCGUCUGCUUCCUCGGGACCAUCUCACAUGUCAAUGGACUCCAGCGGCUCCGUUAUGCCAACCUAUGCAAGUGUCGUCAGAGGUCCAGCCAACCAAAACUCUUAUGCCAAUCUUUUGUCGCGGCUGCUUAAUUUUCUGAAAGCCGAAAUCAACAUCGACGCAGAAAUGACUGCUAGCGACAUGAAUGCAAUCGUCUCAUUGAUGCCAGUGGCAGGAAGGUUCAGUCUUGUGUUUGCUUUCCAGCGCCUUCUCAAAUACGAUAAGGAACUAGCCUAUGCCAUCUGUAAUUCGCAGGACAGAUUCAAUGAAUGGGUGUAUCCUACUGUAUCCCAGUUCCUAACCAGUAUUGGUAUCACGAAGGAUGUAGCUGAAAGAAUGAAAGUUACUUUCUCUGAAAUGCCCCAUAGCAUCAGACCUCUUAAACAUUUCAUACGGGAACAGCCAUUGGCCAGUAACAAGUCAAUCUUUGGUGGGAGUUUCCAACUGCGCAUCGCAAAUGACGUCGGCAUGAUGUUGGUUGAUGGCUUUCUGACAGAGGUCUACAAUAGACAUUUACAAGGUCUUACUUGGAAUGGAGGAUUUAGCUUAAGUGACAUGGCGGUGGUUAACUCCACGCAAUGUGUGAUCACUAAGGAGCCAAUGCGAGAUGAAUCUCACUGCAUAGCAGAGGACCUGCGCAAAAUUGGAGAUAUUUUCAUGCCAAUGUUCAAUUGUUGUGGGGAAAUGGCAUUAUACUUCGAUGUACUGGAACAAGAUUUGAAGGGGGCCAACAAGAAUUUAGUGAAACAAGAAUGGUUUUGGGAAUACCUCCUCGCUCACCCAGCACUGAAACAACCUUUGGCACGCCGCCAUCUAGAGUGUGGAUUGAAGCAGGCUGCAAAAAUCUUCGGAGGCCAAGGCACGCCGCUCCAAUCAGUUCUAGGAGGACAUAGUGACUGGCAGGCACUUAUCCCAGCUGAACGUACCGAAAACACACUUGCCAUAGAUGUCAUCUUGUAUGAGGUUUUCUGGUUCAAGCGCAAGCAUACUGAAGGCGUCAAAGACCCUUUUAAGGCUACAGUUGGGGGGCUGCUGAAAUACAAAAGAAAUUUAAUGGGACAUGGUGACGAUUAUGUCGAUGUUGAGCUGCUCUCCGAGUUUGAGCAAUUUGCAGCAAAAAGUUUUCCCCAAGCUCUACCGACCUUUCUGCAGAGCCUAUUGAGGGACUGCAAAAUACACAUGGGUGGACCGUAA